AUGGUAAACAAAUUAUUAUUUAAGCAAAUGGAUGUUUUUACAUCGAAACCAUUCAAAGGGAAUCCAGUUGCUGUUGUGAACUGCAUGGAUAUCUCUGAAGAUGAAAUCUCGAGUGAAACAAUGCUAUCAAUUGCCAAUUGGACUAAUCUUUCAGAAACUACAUUUCUAUUUAAACCUACUGAUCCAACUAAAAGUAAUUAUAAAUUAAGAAUUUUCACUCCUGCGAAUGAGCUUCCAUUUGCUGGACAUCCAACAAUUGGUUCUUGCAAAGCUUAUUUACAAUUCACUGAUCAAAUUCAGACAUUAAAAUACAUAAGACAAGAGUGUGAGGUCGGUAUUAUUGAUCUCGUAAGUGAUGUUGAUACUGGGAUUAUUUCUUUAAAGGCUGAGAAAACUGAUCUUGAUAAAUUAGAAGCAGACGUUGUGAAAUUAUAUCAAGAAAGUCUUACUAAUAAUGGAAAACCAAUUAAGCCAAUUGAUUCGCCAUAUGUAUUACAUGUCGGUCCAGAAUGGGUAGUUUUCCUUGUUGAAGACAGUGAAACAUGCUAUAAUGCAAACCCUGAUUUUGGUAAAAUGGCUGAGAUUUCAUUAAAAUACGGUCAUUCAGGUAUUAUUCUUGCCGGUAAAAAGAGUAAAUUCGAUGAAAACAGUUCUGUGUUAGAAAUGGAAAUGAGAGCCUUUGUUCCGGCUUAUAAUGUGAAUGAGGAUCCUGUCUGCGGUAGUGGCUCAAUAGCAUUGAUCAGGUAUUUGCAACAAAAGUAUAACUUUUCAAAGACUACUAGAAUUAAUAUUUCACAAGGAGGUAGAAUGACAAGGGAAGGUCAUAUAUAUGCUGAGAUCAAAGUUACUUCUGAUGGUAUUUCAUACCACUGUGGUGGUGAUGCAUUGUGUGUCGUUGACGGUGUCAUAAAUGUAUAG
Tetrapisispora phaffii CBS 4417 is the source of this 918-nucleotide messenger RNA. It is a transcript of the gene YHI9, whose product is annotated as Yhi9p. Gene Ontology annotation, cellular component: cytoplasm. Lineage: Eukaryota; Fungi; Ascomycota; Saccharomycetes; Saccharomycetales; Saccharomycetaceae. The transcript has a single exon. Gene Ontology annotation, molecular function: isomerase activity. Gene Ontology annotation, biological process: biosynthetic process. The record is from RefSeq and is a predicted model, not a curated record. Bases 1 to 918 code for a protein of 305 amino acids.